Molecule: messenger RNA, 402 nt
Organism: Closterium sp. Yama58-4
Lineage: Eukaryota; Viridiplantae; Streptophyta; Zygnematophyceae; Desmidiales; Closteriaceae
Source: the annotation of a GenBank genome assembly
AUGAAGACUUCCGCCCUCCUCUGCGGGCUUGUCCUGCUCUCCGUUCUGCUCCUCGCUGUUGACGCUACUUCAGGUGAACGCGUCCCUUCUUUGGGGAACAGGCGGGUUCUGAGCGAUGACGACUCGUCGUGCCUGGGCAAAUUCAAGAAAAGUCAGUCGAAUUGCAGGAGGGAUCAUAAGUGCUGCGACCAUAGCGACUCGUCGUACGACAGCUACGAGUGCACGCGGAAGAUUGACAGGUGCGAGGCGAAGGCGUACAAGAAAUUCAAGACUUGCAAAUACGGCGACAAGAAGCCGUCCUCUAGCUGCAACGACUGGUGCAAGUACGUCAAAAAGCAGUGCAGGGACGACCACGAUGACGAGUGUGACUACAAGUACAAGCGCUGCAAGAAUGAUUGCUGA